AGAGAGAGAGAGAGAGAGAGAGAUCGGCGGGAGUUUCGGACUAGGCUCGCCGGAGAAGAAAGCAGAAAUUCCGGCUGAAAUCACGGCCGAAGGAAACAGAAGUGGUUUCCAGGCAGUAAAUGAAAAGGAGAGAACGAAUGAGCGAGAAGAGUCUCUUCAACGUGGAAGAGAGAAAAUGUCGAGGCGAUACGGUUAUUGGCCGGAGAGACGAGAAAAUGAAGCGACGAUUGGUCAGCUACGACGCUUUGCCGGAUUAUUUAAAGGAUAAUGAGUUCAUUCUCGAUCAUUACAGAUGUGAAUGGCCGCUUAAGGAUACGAUUCUCAGCGUGUUUUCUUGGCACAACGAGACUCUCAACAUCUGGACGCAUUUAGGAGGAUUUAUGAUAUUUCUAGCGCUUACGGUGAUGAGUUCGACGGGAAAAACAAUGUCUUAUUACGAGAUGGCUCGUUACAGUCUAUCUAGAUUGGCGAUUCCAGUACCACCGACGUCGGAUGCAAGUUUUACGAUGAACAGAAGGAUUGGAAACGCUAAUCUUACGGAUUCUUCUUCAUCAUCGUCGUCGUCCUUUCAGACAAACAUAGGAGAUUCAUCGGUGUUGAAUAUGAAGGGAUACGAUUACAUGAUUCUAUCAAUAUCAGAAUGGCCAUGGUUCAUCUUCCUUGGAGGUGCAAUGUCCUGUUUAAUCUGCAGUUCAUUAUCCCAUCUUUUCGCAUGCCAUUCAAAACAAUUCAACUUCUUCUUCUGGCGCCUAGACUACGUCGGCAUCUCCAUAAUGAUAAUCUGUUCAUUCUUCGCCCCAAUCCACUACGCCUUCUCCUGCAAUCCCCAAGCCCGUCUCUUCUACCUUUCCUCCAUCACCCUCUUAGGAAUCCUAGCCAUUAUAACUCUCCUCGCACCCGUCUUUUCAUCUCCCAAAUUCCGUUCUUUCCGAGCAUCCCUCUUCCUAACCAUGGGAUUCUCCGGCGUCAUUCCGGCCGCCCAUGCAAUCUUCCUAUUCUGGCGCCACCCCCAGAUUCUAGCCGCACUCACAUACGAACUUCUAAUGGGUCUCUGUUACGGCGUCGGGGCUGCGUUUUAUGUCACAAGAUUCCCCGAAAGAUGGAAACCAGGUUUAUUCGAUAUUGCCGGUCAUAGCCAUCAGAUAUUUCACCUUCUUGUUGUCGCAGGAGCGCUCGCUCAUUGCGCCGCCACUCUCAUUAUAAUGGACUGGCGGCGCGGAUUAACCGCUUGCAACGGUCUUUGAUUAAUAUUUAUUUUUUUAUAAAAUAAAAAAUAAAUAAAAAGGUGGUAUCAAUUGUAGUGGUGGUGAUGGUUUGUUUGUAAUCAGAAUCUUGCAAUAAUAAUAAUAAUAAUAUUAUUUAGAUUACAGGAA
Impatiens glandulifera is the source of this 1373-nucleotide messenger RNA. Its product is annotated as heptahelical transmembrane protein 2. The record is from RefSeq and is a predicted model, not a curated record. Gene Ontology annotation, cellular component: membrane. Bases 120 to 1244 code for a protein of 374 amino acids. Lineage: Eukaryota; Viridiplantae; Streptophyta; Magnoliopsida; Ericales; Balsaminaceae. Gene Ontology annotation, molecular function: signaling receptor activity. The transcript is spliced from 4 exons. Gene Ontology annotation, biological process: response to hormone.